Messenger RNA from Schizophyllum commune H4-8, 1224 nucleotides. RefSeq lists its product as uncharacterized. Lineage: Eukaryota; Fungi; Basidiomycota; Agaricomycetes; Agaricales; Schizophyllaceae. The coding region runs from base 1 to 1224 and encodes 407 amino acids. The record is from RefSeq and is a predicted model, not a curated record. Gene Ontology annotation, molecular function: monooxygenase activity; heme binding; oxidoreductase activity, acting on paired donors, with incorporation or reduction of molecular oxygen. The transcript has a single exon.
AUGCCAGUUCACAUCUGCGAAAUGGCAUUUCUAACUACGAACACGCUGCUCUAUGCUUUGGCGUUCCCUGCGUUCCUCUACGCUCUUCUCGUUAUCGUCCCCCGUCAUGUCCAGCAAUCCAGCUUGUUGCUACGCGAUGCUCACCGUAUCCUCGAUCCUCCUCAUUCGACUGCUGCAGACCGCCUCCGUGCGCGUGCGCUCCCCAACGCUCGUCUGGAACGCGCCUUCUCCCUAUCGAAUACUUUCGUCCGACCCGACGCCGCCACCCACGACGACUUCGUGCGCACCGCGGGGCGCUUCCUCAGCCGCGCCAGGGACUGGGAAGCCCUCCGCGCCACCGCGGAUGUCGCGACGCAGGCUGCGCUGCGGAACACCGGCAACCUCGCCGCGUACGGGGAAUUCAUCCAAGAAGUGACGCUCCGCUGCGUGCUCGCUGGUCUGCUCGACAUCGGCACCUUAUCCGGCUCGGCGGAGGAGUCGGUGCUCAUUCAGCGCGUCGCGGCCCUCAUCACGGAACUGUGGGUGCGCUCGAAGCACGAGCGGAUGCGCGAUGAGAAGCGUUUAGACGAGCUGAACGUUGCACUGCGCGAGCUCGUGCCGGACGCGGAGGCGUUCCCGAACCCACUCGACUGGGUCAUACCGACCUGGGAGACCAUGUGGCGGGUUGUGGCUGUCGCUAUUGCGCAUGUCGUCGACAACGCUAGUGCUCGUGACACCCUCCUUGCUUUCCACGAGGAAACUACACCCGCUCGGUACACCCAUCGUAGCGACAGCAACACCCCCGCCGUUGCCGACCUCAUCGACGAAGCUUUGCGCUUGUACCCACCCACGCGUCACAUCUACCGCGUCGCCGACCGCCCCGCUCUCCUCAGCAAACUCCUUCCCACCUUCAUCAUAUCCACCCUUCACCUCCCCACGCACACCGCCCGCACCGAGGCCGCCGACAUCGAGGGUAUCCAGCGCUCCGCGGUCUGGGACGCGCCCGAAGUCUGGGACCCUAUACGGCACAGCCCAUCGCGUCGCACCGCAGAACAGGCGGCGACCAUGCUGGCCUUUGGGCACGGGCGGAACGCGUGUGUGGCGCGCACCUGGGCGCCGAUGGCCGCUGGGGUGCUGGUGGCUGCGGUCCUGCGUACUCUAGGCGAUCGUCGGUGGGAGAUUGAGCGGGGGGAGAAGAUGGGCGGGCGCGAGGGGUGGAGUGGGUGGUGGGUAAGGGCGGUGUGA